Gadus morhua (Atlantic cod) is the source of this 1814-nucleotide messenger RNA. RefSeq names its product C-type lectin domain family 4 member C. NCBI's taxonomy places the organism in Eukaryota, Metazoa, Chordata, Actinopteri, Gadiformes, Gadidae. The transcript has a single exon. Bases 338 to 1105 code for a protein of 255 amino acids. The record is from RefSeq and is a predicted model, not a curated record.
GAGUUAACUAUGGCGUUAAUGCGAUUAAUCGCGAUUACAUAUUUUAAUCGCUUGACAGCACUAAUUUAAACAUGUCUUCAUGCACAUUUUGAUCGCUUUGAAGCAAGUAGAAUAAUCGGAACAUAACUGAAAUUACCCUAAGUCAUGCUGCGGACGUUCCACUGACACACAGUGUCUCUAUAAGCAGAAGUAGAAAGUAGCAUGUGGUCAAAAUGCUGUUUCAUCAAAGUUGCUCUUAAGACUUUGACAUGCUGUCAUACAAAACACACAGAAGGGCCAAGCACUCAUAGGGGUAAGAGGAUAAGAUAUACACUCUGAAAACACUUUAUACCAGAAUAUGGCUGAAGUGAUUUACACCAGACCCAACGUGAUUGCCAAGGGAAGGAACACACGAGGAGAGAGAGAGGAGAGGAUAGUGGACAUCGUGGUUUGUCCUGAGAGCCUCAGAGAUCAACAGCAGGACUAUGUGGGGACAGAGGAGUCCUCCAAGUCUCUGGGAACAGGAAGAAGUCAGCGGCCGGACGCUGUGAUCGCUACCAAGUGUCAGAUCUGGGCAGUGGUGGUGCUUCUGGGCCUGUUGUCUGUGGUAAUGCUGGCCAGACUGAUUGGGUUGGCAGUGCAACACAAGAAGACUGUGAGCAUGGACAGAGACGUGGAGCAACUUCUCCAAAGGCUGAAGAACGUAACAGAACAGAGAGACUCAGUCAACAGUCAACAGUGCUGUCCAAGUGGUUGGGAUAAGUUUGGUAUGAAAUGUUACCGGAUUUCCAACGUGUUGGGAUCCUGGAAUAAGAGCAGGGAGUUCUGUUUUUCCCAAGGAGCAGAUCUGGUGGUGGUGGACAGUAAAGAGAAAAUGGACUUCAUCAGCAGGUACGACUCGUACUUCUGGUUCGGAGCGACAGAUGUGGCCGGUGAAGGGAUGUGGAGAUGGGUUGAUGGGACCGUCCUGUCACUGGAUAACCCCUCCUGGAGCAGAGGGGGACCUCAAGGUGGUGGGGACAGUAACUGCUUAUUGAGGGCCUACGAGCUGAACCAAUUCAAAUGGACAGAUGAGAGCUGUGAUACCAUAACAGUGGGGCUUUGUGAACAAAAUGUAAUAAAAUGAUUGAUGAAUACAUUUCUUAAUGGCAACAUACAUCAGCUGUUUUGUUUCAUACUUGAUGGGUUCCUUCAUUCAAUAAGAGCUGUGAUUGGCUGCAAGUUGUUCCUUAAAGGGAGAUGAGAUGCACUGGUCACUGCAGGAGAUGUACAUAGCUGCUUUUUCAAUGUAUCCACUGUUGCUCUUGGUGUUAGAGGCUGAGGUUAGGAGGUAAAGGUUGGUUUUCAGCUGCUGCAAACCAGACUAGUUCUCUAUCUAGGGCUGCCUUUGUCCCCUCAACGAUGUGAAGAUCACCAUUUACAAAAUGGAAUUGUCAUUUAUAACAUGUGUGUUCAAAGCAGAUGUUUUAAACUAGAUUAUUUUUUUAAUUUAAUUAGUUUAGUUAUUUGUUUCUUGUUGUAAAAAUCCAUCAUGAAAAAUGUUGUACCAUCUUUUGAAUUUUGAUCCCACUCUUAUCAUUAACAAAUUGUAUAUGAAACAAUAUUUGAAAUCCUCUUAUUCUUUUUAUCUGUCGAAAAUAAAUAUUUUAAGGUGCUGUGUUUGUUCUCUUCAAACAGAAACCAAUUCCAACUCGUUUCUAAGAGGAUAUCAGUGUAUAAACAUGUUACACAUCAUUGAUAUUCAGGUAUCUGAUCACAAUUGAUGUUGGAGCGACUAAUACAAAUUUUAUUUUCACAUUUCAGCUUUAUUGCAAUAAAUUACAUUGUGUCCUAGA